AUGUUGGGCGCAAAAGCCUACUUGAACGAAAUACUCAAGGGUUGCCCACAUUUGGACGAGGAUGACGUCCGCGCGAUUCGAAUACCCUACCUGCAGAUUAUGGGCUUUCAGGCGGUGUUGUUCGUUCUCUACACCAAAGAUAAGGACGUUCACAUUGCCGAAGAAGUUUACGAAUUUGACUUCCCAGCAACAAAGAAACAAAUACGGACAGUUCAUGUGGAAAACCUUGAUAAGGCUCUCUCACUCUUGAAGGAGCUGUUGAAGAACCUGGAAGACCUGAUUGAAGAAGGAAAAUUCUAUCAUGAGGAGGACAAAAUGGUCAGCAUUAUCAACGAACUCAGUGAAAAGAAAAUCAAGAAUAACGAUCAAUGGCUGGGCAAAGUGAAGUUGCCGUCCGAGGUGGAUGAGAAAGACGGUAACAGUGACGAUCACGAUGACGAUGAAAACGAAUACUAA
Messenger RNA from Radiomyces spectabilis, 456 nucleotides. RefSeq lists its product as uncharacterized. The record is from RefSeq and is a predicted model, not a curated record. The transcript has 2 exons. Bases 1 to 456 code for a protein of 151 amino acids. Lineage: Eukaryota; Fungi; Mucoromycota; Mucoromycetes; Mucorales; Radiomycetaceae.